AGCUUUAUUUAUGAAGACCAUGCUUUUCUUAAAAAUAAAAACAAUAAUUAACCUCACUUUUAAAAUAAUUAUAAUUCUUGAUUGACAGUACGUAAUAAGUUUUUUACAGUGCGAUUUUGACUUUUAAAUUGUGUCUUUGGAAUCAAGAAAAUAGAAUUUAACAUUGUUAUUGCUUAUCUUACAUUUUUUAAUAAGUAUGACUAAAACAACUAACAAUGAAAAUAAAAAGAUUAAAGUGUAUCAAAGAAAGAAAAAUGUCCCAGAAAAAAACAUCAUUAAAAAUCUGCAAUCUCAGUACGAGACAAUCGAUGAAAGACAAAUUACGAAAUUCGCAGAUUUACCACUAUCAUCACAGACUCAAAAAGGAUUAAAGGAAAGCCAAUAUAUUACUUUAAGCGACAUACAAAGACAAAGUAUUGGCCUUGCAUUAAGAGGACUUAAUAUUCUUGGUGCUGCUAAAACUGGCAGUGGAAAAACCUUAGCAUUUCUAAUACCUGUUAUUGAGACGCUGUAUUGCAAACAAUGGACGAGAUUGGAUGGCAUUGGUGCAAUUAUUAUAACACCAACUAGAGAAUUGGCAUAUCAAAUAUAUGAAACUUUAAGAAAAGUAGGACAUUAUCAUGAUCUCUCAGCAGGUUUAAUUAUUGGUGGAAAAGACUUACAUUUCGAAAAGAAAAGAAUGAAUCAAUGUAACAUAAUUAUUUGCACGCCAGGACGUUUAUUACAACAUAUGGAUGAAAAUCCACUGUUCGAUUGUACAACUAUGCAGAUACUAGUUCUUGAUGAAGCUGAUAAGUGUUUAGAUAUGGGUUUCGAAACCACAAUGAAUGCUAUAAUUCAAAAUUUACCAGAAGAUCGUCAAACACUGCUAUUCUCUGCAACCCAAACUAGAUCUACACGAGACUUAGCUAAAUUAAGUCUUAAGGAUCCAAUUUAUGUGUCUGUUCACGAAUAUUCAGUGCAUACUACUCCUGAAUUUCUUCAACAAAGUUAUGUAAUUUGUGAAUUAGAAGAUAAAAUAGCGAUGCUAUGGUCAUUUAUAAAAAAUCAUCUAAAACGAAAAGUUAUUGUAUUCUUUUCUACAUGCAAGCAGGUGAAAUUUAUGUAUGAAGCCUUUUGCCGAAUGAGACCUGGAACAAGUCUUUUAUCAUUAUUUGGAAAGAUGCAUCAACUCAAGAGAAUGAAUAUUUAUGAAACGUUUUGCAGAAAACAAAAUGCAAUAUUGUUUGCUACAGACAUUGCUUCUAGAGGAUUAGACUUUCCCGAUGUUGACUGGGUUGUACAAAUGGAUUGUCCAGAAGAUACUAAUUCCUACAUUCAUCGAGCAGGUAGAACUGCAAGAUUUCAAAAUGGUGGGGAAUCUUUAUUAGUAUUACUUCCUACAGAGACAAACAUAAUCGACAAGUUACAUUCUUCCAAGAUUCCAAUAUCAAUGAUCAAAAUCAAUCCAAAUAAAUUGCAGUUUCCACAUCGUAAAUUAGAAGCUUUACUUGCUCGUGAUUGUGCAUUAAAAGAAAGUGCGCAAAGAGCUUUUGUUGCAUAUGUUAAAUCUGUUUAUCUUAUGCAAGAUAAAAAUAUAUUUAAUGUCAAAAAUUUGAAAAUUGAUGCUUUUGCAAGAUCACUGGGUUUAAUAGUGGCUCCAAAACUUCGAUUUCUACAAAAAAUUAAGGAUUCUUUAAUCAAUGAUACUGACGUUAACAUGCAAAUAGAUAAGAAAAAAGAAUCCGAAGCUGUGCAACUUUUAAAAAAUAUCAAUUCAAGUGUAGAUAACGAUUCUUCUGAAGAUAUUUCUGACAAUUGCUUUUCUGUAAAAUCAAAUCACAACUCUGGUUCUCACUUUAAACACUCUGAAGAUCAUGAUGUUGUUGAUGAUGAAGAUGAAGAAAUUUUAACUAUCAAACGAAGAAAUAUUAAAAUUGAUCCAUUAAUUGAAGAGGAUGAAAUACAAUUUAAGAAAAAAAAAUCUGUGACUAAAGCGGCUGUAGCAAAGAAAAUUCUAAAAAAGAAUAUAGUACCAAACAAAAAAAUUAAUUUUGAUGAAAAUGGACAGGAAAUACUAGAUUCAGCAAAAUCAAAACAAUCAGAUUUAGGAAAAGAAUACGAACAAGAGGAAGACUCUGGAAUAAAUAUUGAAACAGCAAAAAAAGCAUUGCAUUAUGAAGAUAGUUUUGACAAAAAACGAUUUAAAGAAAAAAUUAAGGAAAAGCAUCGGAAGGAGAAACAAAAACUUAAAAUGCAAAACAAGGCUUCUGAGAAGAAUGAGGAAAGCAGUUCAAAUUAUUCAGAAAGUGAAGAAUAUGAAAGUGAUAGGGAAUCAAAUUUAUCUUGGUUACCUGAUCCAAAUAAAAUUUACGGACAAAAAUCAGAUGAAGAUAGUGAAGAUGAGAGUGAGGAUAAUAGUGAAGAUAGUACUGAAGUCAAUCAGGAUAGUAAGAAACACAAAAAAAUGAAAACUAAAUUUGAAAGUGCUGAAGAUGAACCUAAAAUUGAUAGAGUGCAAAAAAGGAAACUAGUGAUACGCAAAGACGAUAAAAAUAUAAAGAAAACUCGUAAAGAAUUGCCGCUGUUUGAUACAUUACACAGAGAUGAAGAAUUAGCAUUGCAACUUCUUCGAGAUUAGAGUAUAAAGUCCUGUGAAUUUAAAUUCAAAUUUUUUUAUACUAUAAGCUCCAAAAUACUAACACAGGAUAGGAAAAAAAAGUAAGUGUUUUUAAAUAUCACCAAUAACGAAAUAAUGUAUAAAAAUAAAUACACAAUAGAAAAGAUUAAA
Molecule: messenger RNA, 2770 nt
Organism: Leptopilina boulardi
Lineage: Eukaryota; Metazoa; Arthropoda; Insecta; Hymenoptera; Figitidae
Product: probable ATP-dependent RNA helicase DDX10
Exons: 12
Coding region: 197-2620 (807 amino acids)
Biological process (GO): rRNA processing
Cellular component (GO): nucleus
Molecular function (GO): nucleic acid binding; ATP binding; RNA helicase activity
Source: RefSeq, a predicted model, not a curated record